ACUCUGCGCCCGCGGCUCCGCUCGGCGCCUGCCCGCCCCGCCACUGCUCGGUGCGGAAGCCCGCAGCCUGAGGGAGCUGCGUGGUGCGGGCCUGCUAACGUGGGUGCACUUGCCACCGGCUCCGGGGGAGUGCGAGUGUCUGAGCUCCGGGCACUGCGGGGCUGCGGGCUCCGUGCCCCGGAAGGCGGGUGCCCUAGCCAGACGCGAUCGCGAGGUUCCUGAGACUGAAGACUGCCAAGAGAGCUGAGAGAUGGGGGAGAUGGUAACCCUCAGGCAGAAGCUACCAACAAGGAGCUUGCCACUGCUGGAGAGAAGUGAUGGUGACAUUUGAAGCCCACAGAGACAGCAGUCCACAAAUGUGCUGACAGGUGUCAGGAGCCAGGAUGCUGGGAUGACGUUUCUCGAGGCCCUGGUGUCCCUCCUGCCCAGGUGCUAGGAGCCGUCUCCAGGCUCCACCUGGGAGCCCUGCUGCCCAGGGGCAUGGCCAAACCUUUCUUCAGACUCCAUAAGUUUCUCCGCAGAACACAGUUCCUGCUGCUCUUCCUCACGGCUGCCUACCUGAUGACCGGCAGCCUGCUGCUCCUGCAGCGGGCCAGAGUGGCCCUCCCACAGGUCCUCCGGGCUCCUGGCAGCCUACAGGCCUUGCCAGUGGCCACUGUAGCACUGGGUGUGGGCCUGCUGGACAGCAGGAGCCUUCAUGAUCCCCACAGUAGCCCUGACCUAUUACUUGAUGUGGACACACUAAGGAGUCCUCUGGCCCGACUUCCACCUGGAAUCCGCUGGCCCCGGAGGAACCGCAGCUCACUGCGGCGGCGCUGGCUACACCACCUCACCAGUGACCCCCAGGGGCCAUCCACCCUGGGCACUGAGGCCCCUGGACCGGCGAGCCACAGCCGAGGCAAUUACCUGGGAUGCUUCAGUGAGGAGGGCCAGGAGAGAACUCUGAAGGCGGCGGUGUUUUAUGACUUGAGGAAGAUGACCGUGGCCCACUGUCAGGAUGCCUGCGCUGAACGGUCCUAUGUCUAUGCCGGCUUGGAGGCCGGUGCAGAGUGCUACUGUGGGAACCGGCUGCCAGUCACACGUGUCAGCCUGAAGGAGUGCAACUACGAGUGUAAAGGGGAGAAGGGCUCCGUGUGUGGGGCUGUUCACCGGCUCUCUGUGUACAGCGCGGGGCUGCAGCAGCUGGGCUCCAGGAAGCGACGAGCUGCCACCUACCGAGGGUGCUUUCCACUGCCAGACAACGUCACCCAUACUUUCUCCUCCUCCAUGACACAGGCCAACAUGACUGUGGAGACAUGCUCUGGAUUUUGUUCCCAGAAAGAGUUUCCUCUGGCCAUCCUCCGGGGCUGGGACUGCUACUGUGCCUACCCUACUCCACAGUUCAGCCUUCGGGAUGCUGUGGAUGGAACAUUGUGCAGCCAGGCCCCAGAGGCUCAGGGGCAACCUGGCUACUGUGAGGUCUACCAGACGCCUGUGCAAGACACCCGGUGCACAGACAGGAAGUUUCUGCCCAACAAGUCUAAGGUGUUCGUGGCUCUGUCAAGCUUCCCGGGAGCUGGGAACACAUGGGCAAGGCACCUGAUCGAGCACGCCACUGGCUUCUACACAGGAAGCUACUACUUCGAUGGAACCCUGUACAACAAGGGCUUCAGGGGUGAGAAGGACCAUUGGCGGAGCCGGCGUACCAUCUGUGUGAAGACCCACGAGAGUGGCCGGAGGGAAAUUGAGAUGUUUGAUUCCGCCAUCCUGCUGAUCCGGAACCCCUACCGGUCCCUGGUUGCUGAAUUCAACCGGAAAUGCGCUGGACACCUGGGCUAUGCCCCUGACCGAAACUGGAAGAGCAAAGAGUGGCCGGACUUUGUGAAUAGCUAUGCCUCCUGGUGGUCCUCACACGUCCUAGACUGGCUUAAGUACGGGAAGCGGCUGCUGGUGGUGCAUUACGAGGAGCUGCGACGCAGCCUGGUGCCCACGCUGCGGGAGAUGGUGGCCUUCCUCAAUGUGUCCGUGAGUGAGGACCGGCUUCUCUGUGUGGAGAACAACAAGGAGGGCAGCUUCAGGCGGCGUGGCCGGCGCCCGCGUGACCAGGAGCCCUUCACCCCUGAGAUGAAGGACUUGAUCAGCGGCUACAUCAGGACAGUGGACCAGGCCUUGCGUGAUCACAACUGGACAGGGCUGCCCAGGGAGUAUGUGCCCAGAUGAUAGGCCCGCCCCGGCUCCCUGCUUCUGCCGAGAUGCACUUACACCAGCGGGCUGAACACUGCUCCAGUGCACGGAUCCACGGACCCCUGGGAUGCACGGGGGCUGGCACACAGUCAGCAGGGUAGUUCUUGCUCGUGCUGCUUCAUGUGCAGGGAAUGCUGGGCAGCACAAAGCCCACCCAGAGAGAUGCACAUCACAGGGCACUCCCUGCUGGACACAUCCUCAGACACACUUAGACAUCACCCCCACACUCAGUGCCCAUUUUAAUGUGCCUAGGCCACUUGAGUAGGAUGGGCCAAACACUCCCAGCUUUGCACACACAGUCAGAAAUGGACACAUGCACACAGGUACCAGGAUGUAUGCUGACAGAGACUGGCUAUCUUGCCUCACACAUACACAUGUGCAACACACUCAAGGCUCCGGGAGGCCCUAGGCUUCCUGGGUCCAGCUGGGCCCAAACUGGCUUUUUUGGGACCCUUGGAUCUGGAAUACCGUGCUGCGCAGACAUCGUGGAUCUGAGCAGUACACUGGGACUGUGGGGAUGGAAGUUCACAGACUGGCUGAUGGUUACUGUACAACCCUGGCUGCUUGUCAGACAUCCCAUAAACAUGUGUGCGGUGACAUCCCAGCACUGGAAACACUGUGUCCCUGCCUCUCUCUUCUCCAUAGAUGGGGACUGGUAACACUGUGGCAGCAUGGAGCCCACUGCUGCUCCUACCCCACCUCUUCAAGCUCACGUGCUGACGUUAGGAUAGCCACCACUGUUCAGUCCU
Messenger RNA from Acomys russatus (golden spiny mouse), 2972 nucleotides. RefSeq names its product WSC domain containing 1 (gene Wscd1). The coding region runs from base 481 to 2199 and encodes 572 amino acids. The record is from RefSeq and is a predicted model, not a curated record. NCBI's taxonomy places the organism in Eukaryota, Metazoa, Chordata, Mammalia, Rodentia, Muridae. The transcript is spliced from 9 exons. Gene Ontology annotation, molecular function: sulfotransferase activity.